Austrofundulus limnaeus is the source of this 725-nucleotide messenger RNA. RefSeq names its product centromere protein S (gene cenps). Gene Ontology annotation, cellular component: FANCM-MHF complex. The transcript is spliced from 4 exons. Gene Ontology annotation, biological process: resolution of meiotic recombination intermediates; replication fork processing. The record is from RefSeq and is a predicted model, not a curated record. NCBI's taxonomy places the organism in Eukaryota, Metazoa, Chordata, Actinopteri, Cyprinodontiformes, Rivulidae. Bases 167 to 445 code for a protein of 92 amino acids. Gene Ontology annotation, molecular function: protein heterodimerization activity; chromatin binding.
GAAAUGCUCGCGCUCCAUAAGAGAAAACAACUUCCGUCCGCGAGUUUUUCUUUCCUUCAAAUGUUUUUUUUAGCUACACAUUCGUGAAUGUCACAGCUUUAAAUCGGGUCAUUUUCAUUAUUUGAUUUGAAUUCGAGGCAUAUCUUAUUCUGCUYUAAAACAUAUAAUGUCAACAGAUGAAGAUGAAACUCAACAGAGGUUAAAGGCAGCGGUUCAUUACACAGUGAGUCGUCUGUGUCAGAAUAUCGGAGAGGAASAACGGAGGAAGUUCAGCAGACWGGUUGUAGCAGCUAUAGCCGAGACAGCAUUCAGACAAUGUGAAAUAUUUGCUAAGGACCUGGAGGCGUUUGCGAGGCAUGCUAAAAGAAGCACAGUGUCUACAGAGGAUGUAAAGCUUGUMGCCCGUCGCAGCACUGCACUGGUGAGUUGGUCAAAUUUCCACUAAAAUGCUCAAUAUUGCUCAAUACCACAGAAAAGUAACAUGUAGAUACGAUCAGUCAUUGCAUUUUUCAGUUUACAGAAGACRACAAAUUUAAUGYUGAAUUUGCUUUUAUUUCAGSCCAUCUACAUACAAAGUAAAAGUGAAGARCUGGCUCGUGAACAGGAGCUAAAAAAGAAAAGUACGGGGAAGAGGAGAGCAGAGACUGAGGACAUGUAACAGGAAGUCUGCAGUGUCUCACUGUGUCCAACAUUGUAAAUAAACAUGAAGCCUGACCAGUACACAA